Molecule: messenger RNA, 723 nt
Organism: Neurospora tetrasperma FGSC 2508
Lineage: Eukaryota; Fungi; Ascomycota; Sordariomycetes; Sordariales; Sordariaceae
Exons: 4
Coding region: 1-723 (240 amino acids)
Cellular component (GO): cytoplasm
Molecular function (GO): glutathione transferase activity
Source: RefSeq, a predicted model, not a curated record
AUGGCUUCCAAGGAUAACCAGGGUUCCGGAGCAUUCAUUCGCAGCGAAAGUGCUUUCCGUAACUUCAUCUUCCCUGAUUCCAAUGCUCCAUUUCCGGCAGAAAAGGGCCGUUAUGCUCUAACCUCCAUUGUCCGGAUUCUCAAAGGACUGGAGAACAUUAUCGAUCUGUACGAACUCCACCCAUCCAUGGGUCCCAAGGGCUGGUACUUCAGCGGUGAAGGUUCUUCCCUCCCUGUAGACCCCUUGUACGGCUUCAAGUACCUCCCCGAUCUCUACAAGAAGGCCGACCCCUCCUUCACCGGUCCUUUCACAGUUCCCAUGCUCUGGGACAAGAAGACCCAUACCGUUGUCAACAACGAAAGUUCCGAGAUUAUCCGCAUGCUCACUACCGCCUUUGACCACCUCCUGCCGGAACACUUACGUGAAGUGAACAGGCCAGGUGGCGGACUGUACCCGAAGCAUCUGCAAUCUUCCAUUGAUGAGGUGAAUAGCUGGGUCUACAACUUGAUCAACAACGGAGUGUACAAGACAGGCUUCGCUACCACCCAGCAGGCGUACGACGCGAAUCUGUACCCACUUUUUGAGGGACUCGAUCGUGUUGAGCAACUCCUCUCCUCCCCUGCACCCAGCGAUGGUGGCUCACCAGAAACAAAGUCAAGGAAAUACCUUCUUGGGGACAACCUCACAGAGACUGACGUCCGAUCCAACGCCUUCAAGGAGUGA